Pantherophis guttatus is the source of this 3461-nucleotide messenger RNA. RefSeq names its product natural killer cell cytotoxicity receptor 3 ligand 1 (gene NCR3LG1). Lineage: Eukaryota; Metazoa; Chordata; Lepidosauria; Squamata; Colubridae. The record is from RefSeq and is a predicted model, not a curated record.
AGAGAGAGAGAGAUUUCGUCGUUCAGGCAAACAGCUGUGUAGGGUGGGUUCUGUUUACUCUUUAGAGCGCGAUUAACUGAAAACUAUAGUCCAGAUUGAGAAAACAAAAGGAAAGAGGGUAAUGACGACUCUCUCUGGCCUCCGGGUGAGAAAACUGCCUCGAUGUGUCCACAGAAAUUUCCAGGAAUCAAGCUCGGUUCGAAGACUUUACUUUUUCUUUAGCCUCUGGGCGUGUCUCAGCUCUGUUCCUGGGCCAGCAGAAGCCUUAAAAGUAAGCAUGCCAGCUCGGAAGACAGCAAUCUUGGGUACAAAUGUAACACUUCAGUGUCAAAUCUCUGACUACCCUCCUCCAGAACUGGAUAUCAAAAAAACAAUCUUCAUCUGGUAUUUGGAGACAUCUGAAGGGAAUAAAGUAGAAAAACUUUAUUCAGUUGUUGCUGGAGAACAUUCUUCAAAUAGAAAUGGUUCAAGAUUGGAUACAAUUCAGUUAAAAAAUGGAAACGCUGCCCUUUUCCUUCCACAAAUACAGCUUAAUGAAGAGGGCAAAUAUAUAUGCCUUGUGAUUCUUACUUCUAAUAAAGUUGAAGGAGCCACCAUUCUAAAUCUAGUUGUUGAACCAACUGUCCAACUGUCUCCCAAGGAACUUGAAAUUGAAAACGGAAACGUAAAGACACUGACAUGUACAGUGAAUAAAUUCUAUCCUGAUGCAAUUGUCAUUCUUUGGCAAGAGCAUUCUAAGCAGAUGUUGGAUAAAGGUGUACUUGCAGAGGAUAUUUGCACGGGAACUUCUGUGAGAAAUAGUGAUGGCACUUACAACACCACCAGUAAACUGAGACUUCAACCAUCUUCACAAGAUCAAGGAAACGUCUAUAGUUGUAUUGUGCAGCAUGAAUCAUUUGCCAGAUAUCCAGUCUACAGUGUAACUUUAACAGUAACAGACCCUAACUCAACUACUAGGUUAAUCAUUUGGCUGGUUUUAGGUUUCCUGAUUUUUUUUCUUUUAGUUGGAUUGCUUCUGUACUUUGUCUUUUUGAAGAAACAUCCACCAUCCGUGGAAAUGGUUGGAAGUGAGGAACUGAAGCAUUUGGAAGAAACACAGUUGCAAUGCUUGAUUUCACACUUUCGACCCAAGCCUUUGCAGGUAGACCUCUUCUUAGUAAUUGAAGUCCAAAAUACAAAACAGAAAAUAGCCUCUUGGCAUACAACAUCAGUUGAAGAACCUAUGGAAGAUGAUGAAAAUUUUCCUCUUCUUGGAAACUUAAAGGACAUGUUCAAAUUUUAUCCAGAUUUGAAAUCAAAACCAAAAACCCAUUAUGAUUUCCAGUGGAAAAUCUGCAUAAAUCCAGAUAUACAGAAGCUGAAGAAAUUUGAACUUUUAUUAGAAGUUAAACAUAAGGGCUUUCAGCAUGGAUCUUUUUCUAAAAGGAAAUCAUUUAAAGUCAUAGCCUUACCAAUGCUUCAUGAAGUUCAUUGUUCCACAAAUGUGCCAAGAUCAAAUGAACCGCUCACUCUUAGUUGCAAAAUUCAUUCUUAUUUUCCGGAAACCCUUGAAGUCUGUUGGAAUAACGAUGAUGGAAUUCUAGACAGUUCCUUUUCAACUCCACCCACAAAAGGUGCUGAUGGGCUUUACUUUUGCAUCAGCGAGAUCCAGUAUAACCCCCAAGUGGAAGAUUCUGGAAAGAGGUUUGUCUGCAGAGCUAAGCUUGAAGGAUCACAAGCAUACAAAGAAUCUGAAUGGCAGAUGGACAUUGUGGUUCUGGCUCCCAAAGUUUGCAAAAUUGAAUGUAAGCCCUCUGUACCUGAGUGUGGGAAAUGCAUCACAUUGAGUUGCCUAUUGACAGAAUACCAUCCACCUGAGUGUGACAUUUAUUGGAGAAAGGGCUUUGAAGAGCUUAUGGAUGCUACAGUUAAAACAGAGGAACCGCAGUUGGACAGAAUGUCAAAGCUGUACUCCAGGACGAGUGAAAUAACCUUUAUACCCAGUGCAGAAGACCAUGAAGUAGAAUUCUUUGUUGAAAUAAAUCAUUGCAAGAAAAUUGUACGGAAGGGAUAUACAGUCAUGCUGAAAGAUUUUCCCAAACUUUCAAAUAUUGUUAUUGAACCAAGUGAUGCAGAUUAUGGAGAAAGUGUAAAUUUAACUUGUGAUGUCACAGAUUUCAAUCCUAAAAAAAUUGGUACUCAGUGGUUCCUGGGAGAUAAUUCAGUAAUGAAUGGUGUAGUCACAGAGGAUUUAGACAUGGCCUGUAAUGGUUGUUACAAAUUAACUUCCGUGUUUGAACUAAGAGCUACCGCUUCAGUUUGUGAUAAGGCCAUUUGUUUCAGGGUGAGCCAUGCAAGAUUGAGAAAACCUAUUACAAGAGAAGUGUAUCUAAAACUUCCAGUCAAGCGGCCUGUUUUGUCUGAAAUAAAGGUGACCCCAGAUCAUCAGAAUAUCCUCCUUGAAAUUUUUAUAUCACAAUUUGCACCUCAUGAUAUACAAGUCAGAUGGUACCAUGGCUGGAGACAAAUAUCUGAAACUAUCAAUCCCAAGAAUAUUGAGAUUGGAAAAGAUCACUUAUGUUAUCUUGUUAGUAAAAUACACUUGGAUCCAAAAGCACUGGACUUUGGGAAGACAAUACGAUGUGAAGUUAAACAUCCAACAUCUACUGAGGAAAAAAGCUUAACACUGAAUACAAUAGAUUUCUCUGAUCUUCUUGAGGAAACCCAAUAUCAUCACCAUGAGUCAUAACCAUUAGGAACUCCUUCAAAAGAGCUGUCCAGCCACUUUGAUCAGAAUAAUCCAAUCUUCCCUGGAGAAGGAAGAACCUACAAACAUCUACAAGGCCAUUGUGAAGACUAUUCUAGCCAUCUGUUGGAUAAAAUUGUUUGAAUUCACUCUGAGUUAGACUUCAGCUGUGCAAGAUCCUGGGACUGGGCUAAUGUAGUUAAGUGAGAAGAAUUUGAACCUGUUGGAUCUAAGGAAAUGGAUAAGAUCGUCAGUGCUGUGAGUGUAGCCAACCGUAUAUUAGUUCCAUGUUUACCUGGUUGGAUAACAUCUUCCAGGAGGGGAUAUAUAAUCCAUCCAAGCAACAAUGAAUGCUUUUAUUAUUUUAAAAAUAAUAGAAGUUUUAAAAAGGUGGUAGUCCAUCCCCUCAGGAAAACUCUGCUGGAUGCAGCAGUAUUGGACAAUCAUAAUUUACAUUCCAUUUACUCUUAAUCCCAGUUUGAUGGGCAUGGAUUGGGCAGCUAUCAGCACAUUUACUAUAAAUGGAAAACAUAACUCACCCAUUUUUAUGCCCCCUAAGUUAUUUUAUUAGAAUAUAAACAUAACGUUACAUUUGUAUUCUAGGAAAACUAGAGACAUUUUAUUGAAAUAGUUCCUUUUAAGUUUUUUUAUUUUUAAUUGGCUAUUAGGCUUUUUUGUAUAUGUACCUUUUUUCAAACCAUUUGAAAAGAUAUUAAUAUAUUUUGUUUACAGAAUG